AUGCCUCCCAAGCGCAAGGCGACUGACAGUGGUCGGUCUAGCAGUACCUCGAAACGCCCCACGCCAGUUCCAGACCUUACGGAAAUAUCCAGCAGCGAUGAAUACUCGGAUCCGGAAGACGUGCCAGAGGGGAAGGAUAACUUGAAAGAGGUCGUCAGCAAGUUUUCCUUGGAGUCAUUCAGCAAGCGAUCUCAAGUCAACAACAGGACCGAUCCUAGAUUUGGCUACAAGGACCUGUCUGCCCUCCCUCUCAAACGCGACCACUACAACCGCCCGUUAUGGAUCGAGCCGGUAAAAGGCACGAUCACUCUCGAAAGUUUCUCCCCGCUGGCACCCCAGGCCCAGGAUUUCCUCACAACCAUCGCGGAGCCCUUAUCGCGUCCGACCCACCUGCACGAAUACCGCUUGACGGGUCAUAGUUUGUAUGCGGCGGUUUCCGUUGGUUUGAAACCGCAGGAUAUUGUUGCCUUCUUGGACCGUCUCUCGAAAACGCCGUUGCCGGAAACUAUCCGGACUUUCAUUAUCGAAUUCACCAAAUCGUACGGGAAGAUUAAGAUGGUUCUCCGACACAAUCAUUACUACGUGGAAACAACGGAUCCGGAAAUGCUGCAGCGGUUGCUCAAGGAUGAAGUGAUUGGGCCCCAGCGAAUUGAAAGCACAGAAGGAAUUAUCGAGCGAGCUGCCCCGAAAAUGGGAGGCCUUGUCAUUCCCGGAACAAAGGAUGCAGCUGGUGUGAGAGAAACUGGCACUCAACAAGAAGCCCCUGCUGCCCCUAGGGAGGAGAACGCAGAGGUUGCAAUGGACUAUGGAAUUGAUGACGUUGGUGAGGAUGACAAUGAAGAAGCCACCACAUACAGCUUUGAGAUUCCUGCAACUGGUGUCGAAGUGGUCAAGGCUCGUUGUCAAGCAAUUGGAUGUCCCGCCUUGGAAGAAUACGAUUUCCAAGGAGACACGGUCAACCCCAAUCUUGAUAUGGACCUGAAGCCCGCUGCUCGGAUUCGUUCAUACCAGGAGAAGAGUCUGAGUAAGAUGUUUGGUAAUGGACGAGCAAAGAGUGGUAUCAUUGUUCUUCCUUGUGGUGCCGGCAAGACCCUAGUCGGCAUUACAGCGGCAGCGACAAUCAAAAAAGGCACGAUCGUGCUCUGCACUAGUUCCAUGUCGGUCGUUCAGUGGCGAAAUGAGUUCUUACGCUGGACAACGAUCGACCCAAGUGACAUUGCCAUUUUCACUUCGGACCACAAAGAGAAAUUCAAGCGGUCAACCGGUAUCAUCGUUUCCACCUACUCCAUGGUGUCGCAAACGCGAGCGCGUUCCUACGAUGCCCAGAAGAUGAUGGACUGGCUUCAGUCUCGGGAAUGGGGUAUGAUGAUUCUUGACGAGGUGCACGUUGUGCCGGCCUCCAUGUUCCGAAAGGUCACAUCUGCGAUCGCUGCUCAGAGCAAGCUUGGUCUCACAGCCACUCUUCUGCGUGAGGAUGACAAGAUUAAGGAUCUGAAUUUCCUUAUCGGUCCAAAGCUUUACGAAGCGAACUGGAUGGAACUGGCCGCACAGGGUCACAUUGCAAAGGUCCAGUGUGCCGAGGUGUGGUGCCCAAUGACAACGGAGUUUUACUCCGAAUACCUACGCGAGAGUUCUAGGAAGCAGGCUUUGCUCUACAUCAUGAACCCUCGCAAAUUCCAAGCGUGUCAAUUCUUGAUCGACUUCCACGAGAAGCGAGGCGACAAGAUUAUCGUGUUCUCCGAUAACGUCUAUGCCUUGGAGCGAUAUGCACUGAAGUUGAACAAGGCAUACAUUUACGGUGGAACCCCGCAGAACGAGCGAAUGCGCAUUCUGGAGAACUUCCAGCACAACGAGCAGGUGAAUACCAUUUUCUUAUCAAAGAUUGGAGACACCUCGCUCGAUUUGCCAGAGGCUACCUGCUUGAUCCAGAUCUCCUCCCACUACGGUUCUCGCCGUCAGGAGGCACAGCGUCUGGGUCGUAUUCUCCGGGCCAAGCGUCGUAAUGACGAGGGCUUCAAUGCCUUCUUCUACUCACUUGUGUCCAAAGAUACUCAUGAGAUGGUUUACUCGGCCAAGCGACAGGCAUUCCUGAUUGACCAGGGUUACGCAUUCAAAGUCAUCACCCAUCUACAGGGCAUUGACAACUACGAAGGUUUAUCGUAUGCCACUCCCGCCGAGCGUCGAGAAUUGCUCCAGGAAGUCAUGCUGCAGAACGAAUCAUCAGCAGACGUGGAACAGGUCACGGAUGACUUAUUCUCAAUGCGCUCUGCUAAGGGUCGCCCGGGCAAGAAGUCAACGGCCAAGCGCAGCGCAGCUACCCUUAGUGGUCUGGCCGGCGGUGAUGAUAUGGCAUAUAUUGAAUACAACAAGAGCAGAAAUAAGCAACUCAAGGACAAGGGUACUCAUCAUCCAUUGUUCAAGAAGAUGCAACGAGACCGCGAGCGGGCGCGGAAAGCACGAGAGGAGGCAUAA
Molecule: messenger RNA, 2472 nt
Organism: Penicillium waksmanii
Lineage: Eukaryota; Fungi; Ascomycota; Eurotiomycetes; Eurotiales; Aspergillaceae
Product: TFIIH/NER complex ATPase/helicase subunit SSL2
Exons: 3
Coding region: 1-2472 (823 amino acids)
Biological process (GO): transcription initiation at RNA polymerase II promoter; nucleotide-excision repair
Cellular component (GO): transcription factor TFIIH holo complex; transcription preinitiation complex; nucleotide-excision repair factor 3 complex
Molecular function (GO): ATP binding; DNA binding; hydrolase activity
Source: RefSeq, a predicted model, not a curated record